Messenger RNA from Punica granatum (pomegranate), 3304 nucleotides. Lineage: Eukaryota; Viridiplantae; Streptophyta; Magnoliopsida; Myrtales; Lythraceae. The record is from RefSeq and is a predicted model, not a curated record.
AGGUCCGCAUGAUGAGCAGUAAGAGGCUGCGCAGACCGACUGAUUGCUGAGAACGAAAUAGCAGAUGAUGACAGACUUUGCGAUGAAGGUGAAGAUGAAGAUGAAGAUGAAGAUGACGUCUUGUCCUUGCCGCUGAGGUCUCUGUCAGACUCCGACGAGCUAAUAAGGGAGCUGCCAUGAGCAUAUGACUGACAAUUCCGUGAGGUUUGAGUGGUCAGUUGCGUCGGAAGUUUCAUAGAGAGCAUGCUGGAAAUGAUUGGUCGAGCUUGUGACGCCAGAGUCCGGGAAGCUGAGCGCUCUGUUCUAUCUGAUUCCCGAAAUUUAGUGUAUUUCGUCGUAGGAGUUGCCGAAUAAGUGUACAUUCCGAUUGGAUGACUUUAUUUGGUGCUCUGUAACGUCUAAUUUGGUUGUUUCGUGUUCUGUCAGAAUCUUAUCGAGGCAAAGAUAAAGAUUGGUCAUUCUGUUGAAUUUGUUUUGGUUUAGCAAUUGGCGGUGAAAAUGAAGGGCCAUGAGGCGAAGAUGGCGAGAAUGGAGGAAAUUCUUAACCUGCCAGUUCAAGAACCACCGAGUGCUGAGUUUUCUGCAGCUGAUAUUAAGUGGGUGAAAGUCGAGGGAGGUCGGCUGGGCGGGGAUAAUGUUGCACUAAUACCUUUUUCUAGGGUUGAUGAUUUCGUGAAAGGAGAAUCUGCCAAUGCAGAAUGCCCCGCUAACUUCAGGAUCGAAUCGAGAAGGAAAAGGUGUGAGGGGAGUAUCAGUAAGCCGAGAGUUGAUGGCUAUCUUGAGCACACACUGUACUGGUGCUCUUAUGGUCCUGAAGACUAUCGUAAUAUCGAUUCUGGUAUUGACGAGGGAAUGGGCAUCAAACCUGCAUCAGGGAAGGGCAGCAGACCUGGGAGGCGUCACAUGAUGAGAGGCUGUCUUUGCCAUUUUACUGUCAAGCGCCUCUACACUCGGCCCUCAAUUGCCCUAAUUAUCUACAAUCAGCGAAGACAUGCGGAUAAAACUGGAGCCCCAUGUCAUGGAGUCCUCGAUCGCCAGUCACUAGGCACGAGAGCUAUGUAUGCUCCCAGAAUAUCAGAAGAAUUACGCCAGAAAGUGAUAUCCAUGCUUUACAUUGGUAUAUCCUUGGACAAUAUAAUGCAGCAUCACAUGGAAGUGGUUCAGAGGCAUGGGGGGCCUCAAAGUCGUGAUGAUUUCCUCACUCGUAAUGAUGUACGAAACAUGGAGAGGGUUAUCCGUAGUUCUUCAUAUCGAUUAGAUGAAAAUGAUGAAUGUAGUGUGAAGAUGUGGGUGCAGCGGCAUCAGAAGAAUGUUUUCUUCUUCCAAGAUUACGGUAGCCCGGAACCUUUUGCUCUGGGGAUUCAGACAGAUUGGCAGCUGCAACAGAUGCUUCAGUAUGGGCAUAAUGGUACAAUUGCUGCUCAUUCAAAUUUUGGCAUGAAGAAACUCAAGUAUCCCCUCUGCACGCUGCUUGCUUUUGAUACAUCCCAUAAUGCUAUCCCAGUUGCUUGGAUCAUUACUUCAUCCUUUGUUGGUCCAAGUAUUCAUAAAUGGAUUGGUUCCCUUGCUGAAAGAGUCCGAAGCAAGGAGCCCAGAUGGCGAGCUAAUUCUUUCUUAGUGGAUAAUCCUUCUUAUGAGACUGCUGCCAUAAGAGAGGCAUUUCAAUGCCGAGUUCUGUCAUGCAUCUGGCGAGUUCGCCGAUCAUGGAUAAGGAGCCUUUUAAAGAAAUGCUACAACUUUGAUGUGCAGCGAGAGAUGUUUAAGUACCUCGGUACCAUCCUGUAUUGCACGAGAAACUUAUCAACUGCCAUGGAUGCAAUUCAGGAGUUCAUGGAAGUAUUCGUAGACCAACAUAUGUUUAUGGACUAUUUUAAGAGUCGGUGGUUACCUCAUAUUGGUUCAUGGAUUAAUGGCAUCAGGUCUCUGCCAGCAGCAGGUCCGGAGUUCCAGGCUGCAGUCGAGUCCUACCAUCUAAGAACGAAGCUCAAACUUCUAAAUGAGCGAAAUUUAAGUCUCUUCUUGAGAACCGAUUGGUUGGUCCACACUUUAACGACUGAAUACCACUCUUUGUUCUGGUUGGAUCAAUACUCCUCGGAGACUGGGUUUCUUGCUGAUCUGAGGGAUCAGAAUUUCUCAACCAAUGCCUGGUAUCAUGCUCUAAAUAUCCCAGCCAUUGAUGUAAUCUUGGACGAGCAGAAUCUGCAGCCUGCAAAAGUUCUCUCUCGAACAGACAGGACCUACGCUUGUACAAUCUGGAAUCCUGGGUCAGAAUUCUCAAUCUGUGACUGUUCCUGAGCGAGACUCGGGAAUCUCUGUAAACAUGUAAUCAAGGUUGCGAUUUUAUGCAAAGAUCGGCAGGUUGCAAGACCAUUGUUGGCAGAGCAGGUCUAUCGGCAGGCUUUGCUUACUCUGGUGCAGAAACCACCAGAUGAUCCUGUCGUUCUUGAUCAUGCUAUUGCACGGGAAAUCCAUUUACAACAUGACAUUAAAGGCUUGGAGGAGUUGUCUAAUAAUGGGUUGCUCCUGCCUCUUGCUGCUGAAUUUAAUCCCCAGAUGGAAGAUAAUAUUAUCCUUCCACGUCCCAGUUGACUCCACUGCAGAAAGAAGCAGAUUGUCUGUCUUGAGUUUUGCCUAAUGCAGCAAGCAUAAAGAUCGACGAAAUGCAAUUUCCUUGCUUUGGGAAGUUCUGAUUGUUGAAUUUAAGAUUCAGAUGCUUCGAGGAAAGGAAAGAUGAAGGGAAGAGCACGCAUCCAAAUUUGCUUGUCUGGGUAUAAUAGGAUCAACGUGAAGCUACAUAUGCUCGUGGAAGCUCCUUGUAGGUUGGAGGCAGCUUAUGGUGAGGCACGUGUGGCGCAUAUUACAUUGUUCGUUAUGCUGUACGGCUGAGCUUUUCAUGAAGAUACAGUGAAUGUCCAGAGAUACGAUGAAAAUGGAGAAAGUUCAGGGUUGAAGGGAAAGAAUGGCAUCUUUUAUGCCUCUGACUGAGAUGUUUGAUCAGAAAGUUUUUUCACAAGGUUUCUCACAUGAGAAAAUAUGUCCUGUAAGUCUGUGACCUCUGUGCUAUCAUAUCAGUGCAGCAUGCAGGCGUGGUUAAUUGCGUGCGAGAGCCUUGAGCCGUCUUCUCUUCAAUAUUUUCAGGGAUAUACUUCACGCCUGAAAAAAGAUGGAUGAUAUUUUCAUGUAUGAUUUUGAAUUUUUCUAGUUUAUAUAAAAAGUAAGAUGCACAUCGUUUUUCCUUUGUGACCAAAAUGUCUUCAACCUUCACGAGCUUCACCUGUUUCCAAUUUAUUUAUUUAGUUAUUUA